Microcebus murinus (gray mouse lemur) is the source of this 4407-nucleotide messenger RNA. RefSeq names its product protein SLFN14. Lineage: Eukaryota; Metazoa; Chordata; Mammalia; Primates; Cheirogaleidae. Gene Ontology annotation, biological process: mRNA catabolic process; rRNA catabolic process. The record is from RefSeq and is a predicted model, not a curated record. Gene Ontology annotation, molecular function: ribosome binding; RNA endonuclease activity.
AGUCUGGGUCUUAUGUCCAUCACAAAGGAAAAGUAGGAAAAAGAAUAAAAACAGAAUAUAACAAGUCAUUCGGAAGGUAAUGAAAUAGGUUAGUAUUGUUCACAAUGAAUAUGUACCAGACUUCCAAAUUUAAGAUAAACACAGAGCUUCGCAAACAAUUAACCAGGGCAGAAAGUGCAUGGAUGAUAUAUGGAAAUGAUGCUCUGUCCCUUAGCAGUGCUAAGUUUAACAUUGGCCUCUCACUUGAACACCCCUGUAUUUUCCCAUUGCUACCUCAUUCACUCCCUGAGUUCAGACCCUGGUCUGCUAAUCUGCACUGUCAUGGGCACUUCUUGAGUCCUUAUCAGUCUUCCUCAGUGGGUCAAUGUUAUGAAGACUGGGGGAGUCUGGCAGAGUUCCUGCUCCUCCCAGGCCGAUAUCAAAGGGCAACAGGGACUGUGACAGAAGACAAACACCCAGACUAGAGCCAGAUGUGGAACUGAAGCAGCAAGAGGAAACACACGAGCAUAGGAAUUGAGAAGAUAACCAAGAACAAACUAUCAUCAGAGGAGUGUGCAGAUCCUGCCGGAUGCCUGCUUUUUCCCUUUUGGAACUCCUUUCUGUUAUUGUUUGGAGCACAGAGGGGCUGCUGAGAUGGAGGGUCCCAAGACUGAUACAGAAAUGCCAUAUCCUGAGAUGAUAGUAGAAGUGGGCGGAGUCACUUUUGGAGAAGAAAACAGGAAGAAGAUGACCAAUAGCUACUUGAAAAGAUCUGAGAACUCCAAAAUCAUCCAGGCUAUAUGUGCACUGUUAAACUCUGGAGGGGGCGUGAUCAAAGCAGAGAUAGAUGAUAAAACCUAUAGUUACCGAUGCCAUGGGCUGGGACAGGAUUUGGAAACUUCUUUUCAAAAGCUCUUUCCUUCAGGCUCACAGAAAUACCUUGACUACAUGCAGCAGGGGCACAAUCUCCUGAUUUUUGUGAAGUCAUGGAGCCCAGAUGUUUUCAGCCUCCCACUAAGGAUUUGCAGUGUGCGCUCCAAUGUAUAUAUGAGAGAUGUCACUUCCGCUAUCAACUUGAGUGCCACCAGUGCUCUGGAGCUUCUCAGAGAGAAGGAGUCUAGACGCCAAAGAGCAAGGCCAAGGGUGAAGGAGCUGCAGCCUUGGCAAGUUCUCCACAGAAACAUUCAGGAAGAGGAAGACAUGAAGACGUCUGCCUCAGAAUUUUUUAAAAGGGACAAACUCACGUAUAAGGAGAAACUCAACUUUACUGAGUCAACACACGUUGAAUUUAAAAGGUUCACCACCAAAAAGGUUGUACCUCGGAUUAAAGAAAUGCUGCCUCAUUAUAUUUCUGCAUUUGCCAACACUCAAGGGGGCUACCUAAUCAUCGGGGUAGAUGAUAAGAGCAAAGAAGUGUUUGGAUGUAAGAGGGAAAAAGUGAACCCUGAUUUAUUAAAAAAAGAAAUAGAAAACUGCAUAGAAAAAUUGCCUACAUUCCAUUUCUGCCAUAAGAAGCCAAAGGUGAAUUUCACUACCAAAAUCUUAAAUGUGUACCAGAAAGAUGUCCUGUAUGGUUAUGUCUGUGUGGUUCAAGUGGAGCCUUUCUGUUGUGUAGUGUUCGCACAGGCCCCAGAUUCCUGGAUCAUGAAAGACAAUUCUGUCACAAGGCUGACAGCUGAGCAGUGGGUGGUCAUGAUGCUGGAUAUUCAGUCAGCUCCUUCCGGUUUGGACAUGCACUACAGCUCUCAACUGAUUUCAGCAGCUUCAUCUGCACCAAGCAGCCCAGGAUAUCCCGUAAAAGUCCUGGAAUUUAAGGAGGCUCUGCAGCAACAUUUGUUUCCAGUGACACAGGAAGAGUUACAUUUUAAACCAGAGUCCCUCUGUCAGAAGCUAUUCUCAGAUCAUGAAGGACUGGAGGAAUUAAUGAAGACACAGAUACAUCCCUGUUCUCAGGGGAUUGUGAUAUUUUCUAGAAGCUGGGCUGGUGAUGUUGGCUUAAGGGAAGAACAGAACAUCCUGUGCGACGCUCUCCUAGUAGCAGUUAACAGCCCCCUGGUUCUCUAUACAAUCUUGAUAGACCCCAGUUGGCUUGGAGGACUUGACUAUGCCCAAAACACUGCUCGUCAGUUAAAGCGGAAACUGCAAACUGUUGGUGGUUACACAGGAAAAGUGUGCAUCAUUCCAAAGCUGAUCCACCUGACCAGUGCACAGUGCAGGCCUGGUGAGAUCCCUGUGCACUACCCCCAAUCCUACAGACUUGCAGAUGAGGAUGAAAUGGAAGGCCUGUUGCAGGCCCUUGUGGUGGUCUCCCUGUGCUCCAGAUCUCUCCUGAGUGACCAGCUGGGCUGUGAAUUUUUCAACUUGCUCAUAGCAGAGCAGAGCGCGUUGCUUUCUGAGAGCCUCCAGGAGACGCGGGAAUUGUUCAUCCACUGCUUUCCGGGAACCAGGAAGACAGCCCUAGCCAUAAAAAUCAUGGAGAAAAUUAAGGAUUCGUUCCACUGCAAACCAAAAGAGAUCCUCUAUGUUUGUGAAAGCGACUCCCUAAAGGAUUUCGUGAUCCAACAAACCACCUGCCAAGCUGUGACCCGGAAAAACUUCAUGCAAGGGGAGUUUCUAAAGACCAAACACAUAGUGAUGGAUGAGACUGAGAAUUUCUGCAGUAAAUACGGUGAUUGGUACAUGAAGGCUAAGAACAUCACCCAUCCAAAGGUGAGAGGGGCUGGAAGUGAAAACCUUCACCAUGGGGUUCUCUGGAUUUUUCUGGACCCUUUCCAAGUCCAUCAUGCAGAUGUCAGUGGUCUUCCCCCUCCAUCUGCUCAGUUUCCUCGAAAAACAAUCACCAAUGGGAUCCACUGUGCUCUGGAGAUAGCAAAGGUCAUGAAAGAAGAAAUGAAGAGAAUCAAAGAAAAUCCUCCCUCCAACUUGUCCCCAGACACAUUGGCGUUGUUCAGGGAAGCUGCCUAUGAGGAGGCAAUGUGUGCCCAGGCUCUGCCUGGGGUGUGUGAGACAAAGACUAACCUGACAACAGAACAAAUAGCGAAUUAUGUGGCAGAAAGAUGUCACAACUUCUUCCAGCGUGGCUAUCUGCCCAAAGACAUAGCAAUUCUAUGCAGGAGAGGAGAGGACAGAGGACGCUAUAAGCUUGCACUGCUAAAAGCAAUGGGAUUAAUUGAGACCCAAGGAACAGCAGAGGUUGUGUUCAGCCACGCCACUGGUGUUUGCGGCAGUCGCAUCAUUCUAGAUGGUAUUCAGCAGUUUUCAGGCCUGGAGAGGAAUAUCGUGUUUGGGAUCAGUCCAGAAUGUGCCCAGUCAGAGGAAUUUCCUAAGCUCUGCUUUGCCUCGAGAGCCAUUAAACACCUUUACCUGCUUUAUGAAAGGAGGGUAGCCUUCUGAAAAUUAUUACAAAUAGGGUAGGAAGCUAGGAAGAGCAGAGUCCAUUCACCCAGAUGGGUGAUACAGCCACUCCUUUUUAAUAUUACAUGUAAGGAAAUCAAGGCACAUCAGUAUGGCCUGGAGCCACAGAAGUGACUCUUGGAGCUGACACUUCCACUCUAUUUGCAGUGCCACUGUCCUUUUCCUAGUCCUCUCCACCUCCUCCCUGGCCAUUACAACAGACUUCUAACUGGUCCCCUGCCUCCAGCUUUCCUAGCUCAAUCCAGCUGUUGUCCUGUCAACCAGAGAGAGUCUCCUCAAAUAGAGAACUGAUUUUAUAAAAUCCUCUGCUAAUAUACCUUCAGUGAGCCCCUACAGCUUCAAACCAAACCAAUUUUCAAACCUUUCCAUGGUGCACCUGAUUUACUCUCCUAACCACACCCUUUAUUAUAUACCUCCAUCUCCCAGGUUUUCCAAUGCACCCCAGCCUCACUGGCCUAUUUUGGGGUGGUGACAGUGCACCUCAGACUAGUUAUUUUGACUGGGUGUCUCAGGGCAACAGCUUAACUGGCCCCUCAUGCUGGCUGCGGGUCUUGAGCUUCACAGGUCCAGAACUCUUUGCACCAAGUAUAGAUCAGUCUCCUGAGGAUGCUUUAUGCCAACCAAGCUCACAAAGAACCAGUGCAUAAGUGAAAAUCACACUCUGUUAAUUUACAGUGAAGACUGUAAUCACAAGUGGGUCAGGUGCUUUUGCUAAUCAGUGCAUUCAGCAGUAACAUAGGAAGGUGAAUUAUAUGAGCUUAGCCUUGCAGGAAGGGAAGCUGGUAAUCUGAUUCAAAUUUUAGACAUCUUCAGGCUAUAAUAGACUAUUACAAUAUCUAUAAAAUAAGGUUGCAAUCAUUUCUAAAAUGAAAUUUUUCCAUCACAAGGACUAGACAGGUCAGGUUUCACAAGCUAAGGCAAAUUUUGAAUACUAAGGAUGACUAGUUGUUCAAUAUUAUCUGCCCCAGGUGAAGUUUUGUUGUUGUUUUUGUUUUUGUUUUUUUGAGACAGAGU